GAAACAAGCAUUCAGCUGCCCAGAAGAAUGAGGAUGCUGCUGCUCAAAGAAAAGCAGCUCUGCAGGUUGCUAUGAGAAAGAAGAUUGAGUGUGAGAAAAAAGCAUUGUCUGUUGUUGAACAGCUCCUGGAAGAGGACAUUACUGAAGAGUUCCUUCUAAAUUCUGGAAAAUUUAUUACUCCAUCUCACUAUAAAGACAUUGUUGAUGAACGGUCUAUCAUCAAACUAUGUGGUUAUCCUCUGUGUCACCAUAAACUGGAAAAUGUGCCAAAGCAGAAGUACAAAAUCUCAACCAAAACGAACAGAGUUUAUGAUAUCACUGAAAGAAAGUGCUUUUGUAGUAACUUUUGCUACAGAGCAUCUAAAUAUUUCGAAGCUCAAAUUUCCAGAAGUCCAAUAUGGAUGCGAGAAGAAGAAAAGCCACCAGACAUAGAGCUGCUGAAGGAGGGACAGAGUGGACAGUCUGGAGAAGAGGUGAAACUACGUGAUGAAGUAGUUAAAGCAUCUGACAUUGAAAAUCCUAGAAUAUCUUCAGAUCCACGUGAAUCUGGUUCUCAUGACACAGCCAGUGACAGCAGUAGUGAUACUGAACAAGAAUUUGUUUCUUCUGUCCUACCAGGAAGUCAGUCAAGUUCAGCCAAUUUGGCACAGCAAUUGCACAGAAAAAGCAUCCUCAAAAAGAAUCCUGCUCAGAACGUCUGUACCAGCCCUAAAACUGCAGAUUCAGAUGUGGCAGAAGCCACUGAACGACUCUCUCAUUGUAAAUUAGAUGCUCAGGAAGAAAAGCAAGCUUGCUCUGUUCAUAAUGAAAUAACUGCACCACCUUCAAAAAAUACUGCUCUGGGGAAAUCAAGUGCUUCAAAAAUCUCUGAAAAUACCUGUGGUUCAGAGAUAGUUUUUCUAGGUGUGAGCAAAAGAGGGGCAGAACAUCUUAGAAAAAUAGUAGCUAACUCAUCAGAAUAUAAAAAACUUGAACUGAGGCAUCCGGUUAAUUCCAAAGGCAGUUUACUCAACGUGCUUAAGCAAACGCUUACAGAAUGGAGAACUGAGGAAACUUUAAAAUUUCUCUAUGGUCCAGACUAUACUACUUUGUGCUCAUCAGAAUGCAUAUCAUCUGCCAACCAGGAGAGUGAAGAACUUGAUGAGGAUGACUUAGAUACAGCCGACGAUCUUAACGCUGUUGCUGUAGGGGAGCCUGAAAACAGCUUGAAUUAUUCUUUACCUUUCACAAGCUCAGGUGGAAUAGUUAAGCCUGUGCCUAGUUAUGAAAAGUUAAAAGAAGAAACGAAGUUACUAGAGCUCCGAGUAAAAGAGUUCUAUAAAGGAGAAUGCAUCUUGGCUGAAGAGGCAGCAACACAGGCACAAGAGGAAGAACAUCCAAGCAAAGACAAAGAUGAUCAACAGGAAGAUCUCACCUUCCCACUUGUUGAUUCAAAUGCACAAAUACAGAUCAGAAAGCGAAUCGUCCUUGAAAAGCUGCAAAAAGCAUUAACUAUAGUUUCGGGCCCUCUUCAGAUUGCUCCAGGUGAUGUUUACACCGAGCUAAAAAAUCUUGUCAAAACUUUCCGGUUAACCAACAGAAAUAUUAUUCACAAAAUGCCUGAAUGGACUCUCAUCACUAUCGUUUUGUUAUCUGUAUUGUCACGAACGACUCCACUUUUCAAGAAUGCUCAGACGAGCCCAAUGCACACACAGUUCCUGACUACACUGCUAGAAGAACUGCAUUUCACAAAUGAAGAUCUGGAGAGUUUAACAAGCAUAUUUAGAAGGGACUGCUGA
Molecule: messenger RNA, 1778 nt
Organism: Acanthisitta chloris (rifleman)
Lineage: Eukaryota; Metazoa; Chordata; Aves; Passeriformes; Acanthisittidae
Gene: RPAP2
Product: RNA polymerase II associated protein 2
Exons: 11
Cellular component (GO): nucleus; cytoplasm
Molecular function (GO): RNA polymerase core enzyme binding; RNA polymerase II CTD heptapeptide repeat phosphatase activity
Source: RefSeq, a predicted model, not a curated record